AUGGCUGAGCAAUUUGUUCAGUUCUACUACCAGACCUUUGACCAAGACCGCGCUGGUCUGGCCGGCCUCUACCGUGACCACUCUAUGCUCACGUUCGAGACCUCCUCCGUUCAGGGUGUUGCCUCUAUCAUUGAGAAGCUCGGCGCUCUCCCCUUCCAGAAGGUUCAGCACCAGAUUGCCACCUUUGACGCCCAGCCCUCCAGCGCAGACGGCAUUAUCGUGCUGGUCACUGGUGCCCUUCUGGUCGACGAGGAGCAGAAGCCCAUGAACUACACCCAGUGCUUCAAGUUGCAGCCUGAUGGUGCUGGAAGCUACUUCGUUCUCAACGAUAUCUUCCGUCUGGUCUACAGCGCCUAG
Molecule: messenger RNA, 357 nt
Organism: Penicillium bovifimosum
Lineage: Eukaryota; Fungi; Ascomycota; Eurotiomycetes; Eurotiales; Aspergillaceae
Product: nuclear transport factor 2 family protein
Exons: 5
Coding region: 1-357 (118 amino acids)
Biological process (GO): protein import into nucleus
Cellular component (GO): nuclear pore central transport channel
Source: RefSeq, a predicted model, not a curated record